AAACCUCAUCCCCGGCAAUAACACCUAUUUCCAAUUGGGCGUUCAUUUAGACCCUCAAAGUUAAGCUUUACCGUAUGUUUGCUUCAAGGAGUACUGUUGGAGCUAUUACACCGACUUCAUGUACGAACUGCACUUAGAAUGUGUACUUAUAUGAUCACUACAAUUCAUUACCGUGGCUGUCCUCAAUCAUGCAAUAUUACGAGAUCAGGCCUACUUCGAUGCGCCUCUGCGGGCUCGUCAGGUAUCAGAUGUGCGAAUCCUAAAACGAAUUACGGAGGCCAAACUACUUCUCGAAUCCAGUGCCCCAGACAUAGAGAUGAGGGAUACCACCAAAAUUGAAGCCUUCUCUAGGAAUAUAUUGGGAUUUGAAAACUUAUUAGGCUGAUAUUUGGACAUAUCUUUUUACAUAUCUUAGCGUAAAGAACUUACAUUACGUCCCUGC
Molecule: messenger RNA, 442 nt
Organism: Trichoderma asperellum CBS 433.97
Lineage: Eukaryota; Fungi; Ascomycota; Sordariomycetes; Hypocreales; Hypocreaceae
Source: RefSeq, a predicted model, not a curated record